This is a messenger RNA of Gryllus bimaculatus (two-spotted cricket), 1254 nucleotides long. Lineage: Eukaryota; Metazoa; Arthropoda; Insecta; Orthoptera; Gryllidae. The record is from the annotation of a GenBank genome assembly.
GCGUGGUACCACCCGUCACCGACGAUUAGUACAUUGUUACUGAUAUUUGGUUUUAUUAUGCUUGUGAAAGCGUGCAAACGAUAUCUGUCAGCUUUCUCACUAGAGUGAAUAAGUUUUGUGGUGAGACCCAGUCACCCGUCGUUCAUUUCCAUAAACACUUGUUGACAUUCGUAACUUACGCCCAAGUGGACACACGUCAGAACGUAUUUUCAGUUGGUAAUGUUUGUAUGAGUUUCGGAGGGAACGUGCAACCUUGGCGGUCUUUCAGUACGUAGAAGAGUAUAGAAUUUUUGAAAAACAUCACAUUCCUUUGCUCUUUAGGGUUUUAAAUCGCAACCUUUUACUAUGAAAUGAUGUGCGAAUUGCAAGUACCUUACGUCACAUUCGCGUUAUGUCUAAACUCCUUUGUAAAGUCCUACAGGUUCCAUUGUAAGAGCUAAUGUAUCAUCCAGGUGAAGCAGAAAUUGUUUCAUAGCAUGGUCACUGAAACAAAGUUAUUCGGUUGUCAAUACAGAAUAUAAGAAAUCAAAAUGUCAAAAAGAAAAGGUGUCAGUGCAGAAGAGAAAAGAAUACGAAUGUUGCAGAUAUUUCAUGAAAAGCAAGAGUUUUUCCAGUUGAAGGAAUUAGAAAAAAUAGCUCCCAAGGAGAAAGGAAUAAUAGCUCAAUCAGUGAAGGAUGUGGUCCAGAGUUUGGUGGAUGAAGGUCUUGUGGAUACUGAUAAAAUAGGAACUUCUGUCUACUAUUGGGCAUACCCCAGUAAAGCUCAAAACACGAAGAAACGUAAACUUGAUGAUACUGCCAGUUCAUUGGAAGAAAAGACUAAAAAGUUACAGAAGGUAAAGGAAGAUGUAAAAAACAAUCAGGCUUUAAGGGAGGAUACCCCUCAGCGCAAAAAAUUACUAGAAGAUCUUGCAAGGCUAAAGGCUGAAGAAGCAAAAUUGCAGCAAGAUAUUCAAGUAUACAAAGACAAUGACCCAGAAGUCUUGGAGAAAAUGAAAACUGAAAUACAGGUUGCAAAGGAUGCUGCCAACAGAUGGACAGACAACAUAUUUGCAGUUAAAUCAUGGUGUAAAAAUAAAUUUUCUAUGGAGGAAAGCACCCUUGAUAAACAUUUUGGAAUAGAUCCAGAAAUGGAUUACAUUGAUUAAAUGUUGGAAAUUGUUAUUUCCUAUUCAUGACAUAUGGCUAUGAGUAGGCAUGAGCAUGUAAUGUAAAUUAGCGAUUACAAAUAAAUAAUUUACAUCCUUACCAUUC